GCUGCCGCAUGUGUUACAUAAGACCGAGUGGAGAAAAAUUUUCUUGCACUUGUGAUAGUCGUCAAAAUGUUAUCCUCGUUAAGAAAUGUGUUAAAAGUUGGUUCCCAGGUCCAACAAAUGAAUUUUGUUGGACAAUUCACUCGGAGCUAUGCGGCCAAAGCGGCAGCGAAAGCAGCCGCCGGGGCGCAAGGUAAAGUUGUCGCCGUAAUCGGUGCCGUCGUCGAUGUGCAAUUUGACGAUAACCUUCCACCCAUCCUGAAUGCUCUGGAAGUGCAGGAGCGCGGUUCCCGACUGGUACUCGAGGUGGCCCAGCAUCUCGGUGAGAACACCGUCCGCACCAUUGCUAUGGACGGUACCGAAGGUCUAGUGCGCGGACAACGGGUACUGGAUACCGGAUCCCCUAUCCGUAUCCCAGUCGGGGCGGAAACUCUGGGACGUAUCAUUAACGUAAUCGGUGAGCCAAUCGACGAGCGUGGCCCAAUCGAAACAAAUCUCUCAGCGCCAAUUCACGCGGAAGCUCCUGAGUUCAUUGAAAUGAGUGUUGAACAAGAAAUUUUAGUGACGGGAAUCAAGGUCGUGGAUCUGCUUGCUCCGUACGCUAAGGGUGGCAAAAUUGGCCUGUUCGGCGGAGCUGGUGUCGGCAAGACUGUACUGAUUAUGGAGCUGAUUAAUAACGUUGCCAAGGCUCAUGGUGGUUAUUCCGUUUUUGCUGGAGUUGGUGAGCGAACCCGUGAGGGUAAUGAUUUGUACAAUGAAAUGAUUGAGGGAGGCGUUAUCUCUCUAAAGGACAAGUCCUCUAAGGUAGCACUCGUGUACGGUCAAAUGAACGAGCCUCCCGGUGCCCGUGCUCGUGUUGCUCUUACUGGGUUGACUGUUGCUGAAUAUUUCCGUGACCAAGAGGGUCAAGAUGUGCUGCUCUUCAUCGACAACAUUUUCCGCUUUACUCAGGCUGGUUCUGAGGUGUCUGCUCUGUUGGGUCGUAUUCCAUCUGCUGUCGGUUACCAACCAACCUUAGCCACGGACAUGGGUAGCAUGCAGGAGCGUAUUACCACUACUAAGAAAGGUUCUAUCACAUCUGUGCAGGCUAUCUACGUACCGGCUGACGAUUUGACCGAUCCCGCUCCGGCCACCACUUUUGCUCACUUGGAUGCCACUACUGUGCUGUCUCGUGCUAUUGCUGAAUUGGGUAUCUACCCGGCCGUAGAUCCACUGGAUUCGACCUCCCGUAUUAUGGAUCCAAAUAUCAUUGGUGCCGAGCAUUACAACAUUGCCCGUGGUGUCCAGAAAAUUUUGCAGGAUUACAAAUCGCUUCAGGAUAUUAUUGCCAUUCUCGGUAUGGACGAGUUGUCCGAGGAAGAUAAAUUAACCGUUGCUCGCGCCCGUAAGAUCCAACGAUUCCUGUCGCAGCCCUUCCAGGUGGCUGAGGUGUUCACUGGUCACGCAGGAAAAUUAGUGCCCUUGGAAGAAACCAUCAAGGGUUUCACCAAGAUUCUGAAUGGUGAACUCGAUCACUUGCCGGAAGUCGCCUUCUACAUGGUCGGUCCGAUUGAGGAAGUUGUAGAAAAAGCUGAGCGCCUAGCUAAGGAAGCAGCUUAAAUGGAUAAAUAUUAUUAAAAUUAUUAACCAGUUAAGCACUUUAAUUAUCCGACACCGUAAUAUGUAUUGGUGAAAACUAAACUGAAUAAACAUAAAGCUAAAC
Messenger RNA from Sabethes cyaneus, 1699 nucleotides. Its product is annotated as ATP synthase subunit beta, mitochondrial-like. NCBI's taxonomy places the organism in Eukaryota, Metazoa, Arthropoda, Insecta, Diptera, Culicidae. Gene Ontology annotation, biological process: proton motive force-driven mitochondrial ATP synthesis; proton transmembrane transport. Bases 67 to 1596 code for a protein of 509 amino acids. The transcript has 2 exons. Gene Ontology annotation, molecular function: proton-transporting ATP synthase activity, rotational mechanism; ATP binding; ATP hydrolysis activity. The record is from RefSeq and is a predicted model, not a curated record.